Messenger RNA from Thalassophryne amazonica, 927 nucleotides. RefSeq names its product 39S ribosomal protein L1, mitochondrial-like. The record is from RefSeq and is a predicted model, not a curated record. NCBI's taxonomy places the organism in Eukaryota, Metazoa, Chordata, Actinopteri, Batrachoidiformes, Batrachoididae. Bases 1 to 927 code for a protein of 308 amino acids. The transcript has 8 exons.
AUGUUAAAUCCGUUUUACACAGGAUGUCAGAGGCAGUACUUAGCACCGGGGGUUCUUCCCAUUCAGGUGUGUCAUACGCUGUGUCAGGAAUCUCCCGGUCAGACGUUUGCAGCAGCUAAGCCAAAAAAGAAAACGAAAAAGGAAGCAGAAGCGGAGGAGGUGAAGAAACGGAGGCGAGUCCUUGAUGAAACAGGCAGACAGCAACUGUAUGUUAAGAAGACGAAGGUACCCGUGGAUGAUGUGUACUUGGUGAAGUACUACCCCACGCCUGUUUACGGUGCAUUGGAGGCUAUCGACUUGCUGAAGAGAUUCCAGGUUUUGGACUUCACUCCCCACGAUCAGGCCGUUUACAUCAACCUACAGCUGGACAUGUCACUAGAGAAAAAGAAAAAAGUGGAUCAGUUUGUCAGCACUUUGCAGUUACCACACCCCUUCAAGAAAGACCUAAACAAAGUCUUAGUUUUUACAGAGGACGCUAAUCAAGUUAAACUCGCCCUGGAGAGCGGAGCUGCGAUUGCUGGAGGAGCAGAGCUCAUAAAGCCGCUCUUACAUGAUGAGAUUUCCGCGGACUUCUAUAUUGCGGUACCAGAUAUCCUUCCCAAACUUCUGCUGUUGAAAAGCAAACUGAAAGGAGCUUUCCCAAGAGUACGAGAGUCGUUCAUGAUGGCCUCUAAUAAAAGUCGUACUCUGUCCAUUUCUGUCUUAGGCACAGUUGGUGUCGACAUUCCCAAGAUGGUCGAGGUUUUUAAGACUGGUUACGAGUACCAGGUGGAUCACCAGUGCUACAUCAUAACCCAGAUAGCAACGCUCGACAUGCCCACAGAUCACAUCUUUGCCAACCUGCAGGCCAUUCUGACUGAUGCAUGUUCGCACCGACCAGCUGAGUUUGGUAAGUUCCCUAAAAACGGUCAUCACAGUGUAGCUUAA